This is a messenger RNA of Hevea brasiliensis (rubber tree), 1346 nucleotides long. RefSeq lists its product as uncharacterized. The record is from RefSeq and is a predicted model, not a curated record. The transcript is spliced from 6 exons. Gene Ontology annotation, molecular function: protein binding. The coding region runs from base 1 to 1041 and encodes 346 amino acids. NCBI's taxonomy places the organism in Eukaryota, Viridiplantae, Streptophyta, Magnoliopsida, Malpighiales, Euphorbiaceae.
AUGGAGGAUAGAACACUGCAUCCUGAUCCUUCUAGCCAUAAUGUACGAGUGCUUGUUAGUAAUAUCGCAUUUCUUUUUGUUACAGAAAUUUCAAGAUCAAAGAGAGAUGCUCCUCCUGCUCACUAUACGUUGAAGGUUGAGUCAUUCUCCCAGUUGUGCAGGAUACUUAGAGACAAUGACCUUGAGAAAUAUGAAUCUGAUGAUUUUGAAGCUGGGGGCUACAAAUGGAAAAUGGUGCUUUAUCCUCAUGGAAAUUGGAAUAGAGGUGCGAAUGGUCACAUUUCUCUCUAUUUAGCCAUUGCAGAGGCAAAAGCUAUUCCUCCUGGAUCACAAGUUGAUGUGACCCUCAAAUUCUUUGUUUAUGAUCACAUUCGAGACAAGUACUUAACGAUCCAAGAUGAUGAAAUGAGGCGUUACCAUUAUUUGAAGACUGAAAAUGGUUUUGACCAGCUAAUCUCACUCAAGAUGUUCAGUGAUCCUUCUAACGGAUAUCUUGUUGAUGACCACUGCGUGUUUGGGACAGAGGUUCAUGUUAAUAAGUAUGAAGGUAAAGGAGAGAGAUUUUCCAUUAUAGAAGAACCCGAUAAUGGUACUUUUACAUGGAAGAUUGAGAGAUUCUCAAAAUUACAAAAAGGUCGCAAUUUUUCAAAGGAAUUUUCUGUCGCAAAACAUAAGUGGUAUGCUGCUAGCCCAGGAUUCUGGUUUUUCUUGCGGUUGAUGUUAUAUACCAAAGGAGAUCCAAUGGCAGGAGGCAAUAGUCUGUCACUCCUUUUACAAAUGCUUAACAACAGUGCUCAUCCUCAACUAAGAGUGUAUGCAGAAUAUAAGCUGACAGUAAAAGAUCAGGUCCAGGAAAGCCAUCACGAGAUUACAGGAAGCGAUUGGUUUAUCAGCAAAUCAAGCGUUGAUUGCUGCUGGGGAUGUUCUGACUUCAUGCCGCUUGAUGAUAUCUUUAAUGCAUCAAAGGGAUUUCUAGUGGAUGAUACAUUGAUUGUUGAAGCACAAAUUUCCCUCCUCGCAGAUGUUGAAGCUCUUUCCUAAAAAGUCAAUGCUUUAAAUAUGAAUAGUAAUGUAGAAUUGUGCGCAUGGAGAGUGGUGUUUUCGUGCUAUUAUUUGCUAUAAGCUAGUGGCCCUAACUAAGAUGAUAAUGGUGAUGUUCAGCUUGAGGAAUUUAGCAAAUCAAUUAUGUUACAGGUAUAAAGUUUAUUAAUGUUAUAUAUGAAUAUGAAUUUAUAAAAUAUCCUCAGUUGGAAACUUGGAAAAAAAAAUUGUUUGUUUUAUUUAUUUAUUUAUUUAGGCUUAUGUAAAAAUCAUUCUUGGAUUUAUGUGGACCAAAGUGUAGGUAA